Dufourea novaeangliae is the source of this 2160-nucleotide messenger RNA. RefSeq names its product protein VAC14 homolog. Gene Ontology annotation, biological process: positive regulation of kinase activity; phosphatidylinositol biosynthetic process. The transcript has 7 exons. Lineage: Eukaryota; Metazoa; Arthropoda; Insecta; Hymenoptera; Halictidae. The coding region runs from base 1 to 2133 and encodes 710 amino acids. Gene Ontology annotation, cellular component: endosome membrane; PAS complex. The record is from RefSeq and is a predicted model, not a curated record.
AUGAUGUCGGAAAGAGAUUAUGCACCUCUCAGUGCUGCUUGUGUACGUUCUCUGAAUGAUAAACUUUACGAGAAACGGAAAGCGGCAGCUCUGGAAAUAGAAAAGAUGGUGAAAGAGUUUGCCGCUCAUAAUAAUACCGUUCAAAUUAAACGUCUUCUAAAAGUACUAGGUCAAGACCUAGCGACUUCACAAAAUCCACAUACACGAAAAGGUGGUUUGAUAGGCUUGGCAGCGAUAGCGGUAGGUUUAGGAAAAGACACUGGUCAAUAUAUAGAAGACUUAAUUCAUCCUAUUCUGGCUUGUUUUUGUGACUCUGAUUUACGAGUAAGAUAUUAUGCUUGUGAAAGUUUGUACAAUGUGGUAAAAGUAGCUAGGGGUGCAGUAUUACCGCAAUUUACAGAUAUUUUCGCAGCACUUAGUAAAUUGGCAUGUGAUUCAGAACAAAGUGUGAAAAAUGCUACCGAACUACUUGACAGACUUAUGAAGGAUAUUGUCACAGAGAGUGGUCUGUUUGAUUUAGUUGGGUUUAUGCCAUUAUUACGAGAACGAAUUUAUACCAAAAAUCCAUUUGGUAGACAAUUUGUGAUAGCUUGGGUCUCUGUCUUAGAUGCUGUUCCUAAUAUGGAUUUUAUUAUAUUUUUACCUGAGAUUCUUGAUGGUCUAUUUAGGAUCUUAGAGGAUCCAACACCAGAGAUUAAGAUAGUUACAGAUACAGUUCUUGGUGAAUUUUUACGUAGUAUAAAAGCUAAUCCUGGCAGGGCAGAUUUUCCAGGAAUGAUAAAUAUAUUAAUUGCACAUGCUCAAAGUACAGAUGAAUUACUACAGUUAACAGCAAUAACAUGGAUCAAAGAAUUUGUGCAACUAUCUGGACCUUUAAUGCUUCCUUAUAUGUCUGGUAUUCUUAUAUCUGUUUUACCUUGCUUAGCAUAUGAUGGAGAUACUAGGAAAAGUAUUAAAGAAACUGCCACUCAAGUAAAUACAAACUUAAUGAAAUUGAUAACUAUGGAAAACACACAAGUUAUAAAUAAUAUGUUUGAAAAUAAUGCAGAAGCUGCACAGGAUGCGAAGCAAAAUCACUCUUUAGCAGAAAGUUUGGAUUUAUCCAGUGUUGUUGAAGUGCUAACUAAGCACUUAAUGUACAUGUCGGUUCAGACGAAAGUUGCCGUUUUGAAGUGGAUUCAUCAUCUGUUUAUAAAUAUUCCACACAAAAUGUUUCACCAUAUCGAGAAUUUGUUUCCAAUUCUAAUGAAAUCGUUAAGUGACAGUUCUGACGAAGUUGUACAACAAACAUUAGUUGUAAUGGCUGAAAUUAUUAGUUCGAAAUCUCCUGAAGCAGCUACCACAGAUUUGAAUGCAGAAAUGCAAAACAAGUACUUUACCAAAUUCAUAGUGAAUUUAUUAAGAAUUUUUUCAACAGACAGGCAUUUACUAGAGGAAAGAGGAGCUUUUAUUAUAAGAGAGUUAUGUGUUUUAUUGAGCGCUGAAGAUAUUUAUAAAACAUUAGCCACAAUAUUAUUGGAAGAACAGAACUUAAGUUUUGCUUGCACAAUGAUACAAACUUUAAAUGUUAUAUUAUUAACAAGUUCAGAGCUAUUUGAUUUACGAAACAAACUGAAAGACUUAGAUUCUUUAGAAAGCUGUGAAUUAUUCAAAUGUUUGUAUGUAUCCUGGUGCCACAAUCCUGUUGCAACUGUUGCACUGUGUCUUUUGUCACAACAUUAUGGACAUGCCUGCAAUAUUAUAAGAUCAUUUGAAAAUAUAGAAGUUACUGUAGAAUUUCUCACUGAAAUUGAUAAGUUGGUACAGUUAAUUGAGUCUCCAAUAUUUACAUAUUUAAGAUUACAACUUCUCGAAAGAGAAGCAAAUGAUGCAUUAGUAUAUGCACUUUAUGGUUUACUCAUGAUUCUUCCUCAGAGCGAGGCAUAUGCAACAUUGCAAAGACGUUUAGCAGCAAUUCCUCCAACAAAGUCAAUAUCAAAAACUGUAACAAGUCCAAAACCUUUUAAAGAUACCUUUGACUUCCCUGAAUUGUUGAAUCAUUUCCAUACUAUACAAGAACAACAUAAAGAGCAAAAACGUAAACAACGAUUAACAAAUUUAAUAGAAAAAAAUACAAAUCACAGUGAUAUGUAGAUACAGUUAGUCUCACGACGUUCACGA